Ilex paraguariensis (yerba mate) is the source of this 293-nucleotide messenger RNA. Lineage: Eukaryota; Viridiplantae; Streptophyta; Magnoliopsida; Aquifoliales; Aquifoliaceae. The record is from the annotation of a GenBank genome assembly.
GAUUUGCAGGAGAGUUAUGUCAGAGAGACACUGACCAGUGGUUUUUCUUUGUCCCUCGGCAAGAGAGAGAAGCCCAUGGAGGAAGGCCUAAUCGGCUCACGACUACCGGAUAUUGGAAAGCCACUGGUUCUCUGGGCUAUGUAUACUCGAAUAAUGGAAUAAUUGGAGUGAAGAGAACCAUGGUUUUCUGCAGAGGAAGAGUUCCAGGCGGAAGAAAGACUGAGUGGAAGAUGAAUGAGUGUAGAGCCAUUGAAGCAGAAGCUUCUUCAUCAAGUAAUGCAACUCCACCAAAG